Messenger RNA from Echinostoma caproni, 198 nucleotides. The record is from the annotation of a GenBank genome assembly. Lineage: Eukaryota; Metazoa; Platyhelminthes; Trematoda; Plagiorchiida; Echinostomatidae.
AUGUACGACACCGACGACGACGAUGACCAGGAGGAGGAACAGCAACCGGAUAGUCUGGAAGUCGAUUACGCGGUUGACGAACCCGCCAAAGACCGGAUUCGUGUUCGCAUCCGAGUGGACGAUCUGCGCAGUCGAAAACGUGUCUCGUUCGCUCGAAUCGCGCCGCAAAUAGUCCGGGAAGCGAGCAAUGCUAUCAUC